Capra hircus (goat) is the source of this 3049-nucleotide messenger RNA. It is a transcript of the gene SIGLEC10, whose product is annotated as sialic acid binding Ig like lectin 10. Bases 183 to 2372 code for a protein of 729 amino acids. NCBI's taxonomy places the organism in Eukaryota, Metazoa, Chordata, Mammalia, Artiodactyla, Bovidae. Gene Ontology annotation, molecular function: sialic acid binding. Gene Ontology annotation, biological process: cell adhesion. Gene Ontology annotation, cellular component: plasma membrane. The transcript is spliced from 11 exons. The record is from RefSeq and is a predicted model, not a curated record.
CAGGCCCCAAGGUUAGACACAUGCCCUCCAACCCCUCCCCCAGAGAUGACUGGGAAAGGCGACCAGCUCAGGGAGCCCAGACACCAGUCCCCCAGGGCUCAGCUUCCGCCUUCUGCCCUUACCCACUGCCCGUCAAAGCGUCUGGGGAAUGAGUGUGUCCCAGGAAGGUCCAAGUGCCUGAGAUGUUCCUGCCACUGUUCUUGGCCAUGCUGUGGGGCGGGUCGCAGGCUCUGGACUCAUUCAAGCUGCAGGUGCAGGAGUUUGUGAUGGUACAAGAAGGCCUGUGCGUGGUCGUGCCCUGCUCUGUCUUCUACCCCUCCAGAGGAUGGAGUCCCACCACCCCAGCUUACGGCUUCUGGUUCAGAGACAAUACCCCCAAGCCUAGUCUGCCAGUGGCCACCAACAAGCCAGGUCAGGAUGUGGACACAGACACCCAGGGCCGAUUCCAGCUCCUUGGCGAUCCCAGUCAGAGCUGCUCCUUGCUCAUCAGAGAGGCACACCUGGAGGACAGCGCACUGUACUUCUUCCGGUUCGAGAGAGGCGAUUAUGUGAAAUAUAAUUUCAUGGAAUACAAGUUCUAUCUGGAGGUGACAGCCCUGACACUGAAGCCGGAGAUCUACGUCCCUGAGGUCUUGCAGCCCGGGCACCAGGUGACGCUCUUCUGUGCGUUUAACUGGAUCUUUGACGAAUGUCCAGUCCCUACUCUCUCUUGGAUCGGGAACACCGUCUCCCCCAACGAGGUCAGCCCGAGAACUUCCUACUUCUCAGAGCUCACCUUCACACCCAGACCCCAGGACCACAACACUGAGCUCACCUGCAGAGUGGACUUCUUCGGAGAGGGUGUGAGCGCGGAGAACACCGUCCGACUUAGCGUGGCCUAUGCCCCCAAAGACCUGGUUAUCAGCGUCUCCCACACAGAUGAGCCAGGUACUGAGGGCCACUUGGGGGUGCAGGAGGGCAGGGGGAGUGGCGUUUCCCCCUGCGGUCCUUCUCUUGCUGUCUCUCUUUCUCUCUCUGCAGCUCUGGAGCCCGGGGGAGAGAGCCCACACCUGGAAGUCCAGAAAGGCCAGUCCCUGCGGCUGCUCUGUACCGCGGACAGUUUGCCGCUGGCCACACUGAGCUGGACCCUGCAGGACAGAGUCCUCUCUUGGUCCCACCCCUUGGGCUCCACAGCUCUGGAGCUGGCACUGCCCAGGGUGAAAGCUGAGGAUGCGGGUCGCUAUACCUGCCGGGCUGAGAACAGGCUUGGCUUCCUGAGCCGCAGCCUGGACCUCUCAGUGCAGUAUGCCCCGGAGAACCUGAAAGUGAUGGUCUCGAAAGCAAACCGCACAGCCCUGGAAAACUUGGAGAGUGGCGCAUCUCUUCAGGUCCUGGAGGGCCAAAGCCUGCGUCUCCUCUGUGUCGCUCACAGCAACCCCCCCGCCCGGUUGAGCUGGGCCCGACAGGGACGGACUGUGAGCCCCUCCCAGCCCUCAGAUCCCGGGGUCCUGGAGCUGCCUCAGAUACAAACAGAGCAGGAAGGGGAGUUCACCUGCCGGGCUCAGAACCUGCUAGGCUCCCAAAAUAUCUCCCUGAGCCUCUCCGUGGUCUCCCCCCCGCAGCUGCUAGGCCCCUCCUGCUCCCAGGAGGACGAGGGUCUGCGCUGCAGCUGCUCCUCCCGAGCCCGGCCGGCCCCCUCCCUGCGCUGGCGGCUCGGGGAGGGCCUGCUGGAGGGGGAGCUCAGCAACGCCUCCUUUGAGGUCGCCUCCAGCUCUUCGGGGCCCUGGGCCAACAGUUCGCUGAGCCUCCGCGAGGGGCUCAGCUCCAGCCUCAGACUCAGCUGCGAGGCCCUGAACGGCCACGGGGCCCAGAGCGGGUCUGUCCUGCUGCUGCCAGAUGAGAAGGGACUCGCCUCCGGGGCCUUCUCCAGCGGAAUCUCUCUAGGGAUUGGCGUCACCACUCUCCUCUUCCUCUGCUUCAUCCUGAUCUUAGUGAGGACUCUGAGGAAGAAAUGGACCCAGGGAGAGGUCCCGGCCCCAGCCCCGGCCCCCGGAGAGGCUCCGCGGUCCAGGUUCUCACGCAGGAGCACGAUCCUGGAUUACAUCAACGUGAUCCCUAAGGCGGGCCCCCUGAAACAGAAAGCCAAACCAAGCAGUCCUUCCCAGCCUCCUCCUCCAGAUGGUCACUCCCCGGAAGCCAGAAAGAACCAAAAGGAGCUCCAUCUCGUCUCCCACAACUGUCCAGGACCCAAGUCAUCCCCACAAGCCUCAGAAGCAGAGAACAACCAAGAGGAGCUCCAUUACGCUGUCCUCAACUUCCCAGGCCUCAGACCAUGGGAGACCCAGAGACCCGAGGGCACACACCCAGAGUACGCUGAAAUCCAGUUCCACUGAGGGUCGGCUGGGCCGGAGGACUCGGAUGCAGGCCAGGGAGAGAGGCAGAGCAAUUGGGACGAGAACAGAGUGUGGUCUGUCUCUCUCUCUCUUUUUAAUCCUCUGAGGAUGGGUCAUCCCAUCCCAGACCCUGGAGCAGCUUGAUGAAUGUCUCCAGAGUUGUUCAGUAGCUCAGUCGUAUCGGACUCUUUGUGACCCCAUGGACUGUAGCCCUCCAGGCUUCCUUGUCCUUCACCAUCUCCUGGAGUUUUCUCGGACUCAUGUCCAUUGAGUCGGUGAUGCCAUCCAAUCAUCUCAUCCUCUGUUGCCCCCUUCUCCUCCUGCCCUCACUUCUCCAAAUACACUCUUCUGAGCAAGGAAAAGAUUUUUCUCGGAGAAGCCCAGGCCCUGCCCCAGCUGAUUACUCACAGUCUCAGUUUCUCAACGGUUUGGGGGCGGGGGGGGGGCGCUUUAGACAGGAUGAAACACGCCUGUUUGUGAGGUCGCCGAGACAACCUCACGGGUCAAGUCUGGGCCGCUGUCGGCUUUGAUGGCACCUGUGAGCUGAGAGUGUUUUUUACAUUUUAAAUGGUUCAGGGGUUAAAAAAAAAAAAUCAAAAGAAGGAUGUUUUAUGAUGCAUGGAAAUAACUUGAGAUUCAAAUUUCAGUGUCCCUAAAUAAAGCUUUAUUGAAGCGCA